This is a messenger RNA of Oryzias melastigma (Indian medaka), 2561 nucleotides long. It is a transcript of the gene sprn2, whose product is annotated as shadow of prion protein 2. The transcript is spliced from 2 exons. The coding region runs from base 1360 to 1893 and encodes 177 amino acids. Lineage: Eukaryota; Metazoa; Chordata; Actinopteri; Beloniformes; Adrianichthyidae. The record is from RefSeq and is a predicted model, not a curated record.
AGUAGUUUUUCCUUAUUUAAAUUACUUUAAAAAGUGCUUUUGGAAGAUUUUAUAAAUUUGAAAAGUGCUUUUUCAAACUAUAAAUUACUGAAAAAGUACUUUUUUUUAUUUAAAUUUCUCAAGAAGUGUUUAUUCCAAAUGGAAAUCAUUCAAAAAAGUACUUUUUUUAAAUUUAGAUUACUAAAAAAAUAAUUUUUUUCAUCACUCAAAAACAUACUUUAAAAAAAUUACUCAAUGAAGUACAUUUUCUUUAUUUAAAGUACUUUUCUGUGCUUAAAUUACUUUAAAAAGUGCUUUUGUAACAUUUUAAUUUUUUGAAAAAGUACAUUUUGACAUAUGAAUGACUGAAAAAGGUACUUUUUCUGUAUUUAAAUUUCUCAACAAGUACUUUUUCAAGAUGGAAAUCACUCAAAAAUGUACUUUUUUAAUUUAAAUUACUCAAAAUCGAGUAUUUCUUAAUUCUCAACAAAGUACUUUUCCUUUAUUUAACAUGCUUAAAAAGGUACUUUUCUGUGUUUAAACUGCUUUAAAAGGUGUUUUUGUAACAUUUCCAUUAUUUGAAAGAGUACUUUUUAAAAAACAAGUUACUGAUAAAAGUACUUUUAAAAUGUUGAAAUGCUGAAGGCGGCAUCAUUGUUCCCACAGGAAGCACAACAGAAACAGGAAAGCCUCAACAGACAGUCAGUUUUCCUGAAGAGCCUUUUUCUAGAGGAAUGUCCUUAAAUGAAUGAUGGUAUCGAAGCGGUGUGGUUUCCCUCCACACUCACUGCACUUUUCACAUAUGUGCUUCUGUCCGUGUGCACGAGCCUUUCGUUUUCUUUCAGCGUGACCCAGAACUGAAGUACUUCAAACGCAAAUGUCUGUAAGAAUGUGCAUGACCAGGUUUUUGUGGAUUCUAACAUCUUCCUGCUUUUGUAUUUCUCCGAAGACAUUUAAGCCUAAAAUGUGAAAAACUGAGUCAAAUUUUCAUGUAUUUGUUAAUAAAAAAAAUAUCUUGAGAUCUUUUGUGGUUUAAUCAGAAAGAUCCUGAAAAGAGCAUCAUGACAAUAAUAGACUUGAAGAGGAGCUUUAGGAGGAGCCCGUUAAGCGUUCUGGUAUUUUCUGGCCCACCAGGCGGGUUAAAUAAUUCACACAAAAUUAGAAACACAAAUGUGGCCUUUAACCCCCUGCAGGUAUUUAGAUGUGCUGUCACUUCAGCAGCUUACUAGUCAGUCAGCCAAUGACCGUCUGUGGAGACCUGGUGGAGGAUAACAAGCUGCGUCUGACUCAAACGUUACAGCAGACGACCACAGGAGUCCACAGGAGAUAUCCACACACGUUCUCCUUCUGCUGAAACCAGGAUUGUCUUCUUCAAAGGUCAUGUUCUGGAAACUUCCAGUCACUGUGGCCCUCUGUGGGCUUCUCCUCGCCACGCUGUUGCCCAGCUCUGAGGCCCGCCGCGGAGGUGGUGGCCGUGGAGGUGGUGGCUUCAGCCGCGGAGGAGGAGGUGGCUACAACCGUGGAAUUGGAGGAGGAGGAGGCUACAACCGUGGGUGGGGCGGCCAGGCCUAUAGGCCCCCUCAAAGCAGCGGCCCCAGUGCAGGGAAGAUAGCAGGGGCCGCAGCUGCUGGAGCAGUGGGAGGAGCCAUGCUGGGGUCCGCCCUCAGCCGUCCGGGGUAUGGGUAUGGGUACGGAGGAUACGGAGGCUACGGGGGGUAUGGGGGAUACGGCGGUGGGUAUGGAUACCCACGAUAUGGAGGCGGUUAUGGCCCAAGACCGGGCUAUGAGCCCGAGGGUUCUGGAGACUUUGACUACUACUCUGGAUCCUCCAGCAGCCCCAUCUACAACAGCAUCAUCGUUGUCAUCGGCUCUCUGCUGUCUCUGCUCAUGGGCCACUGGGUGGCAGUCGUUUGAUGAGCCGAUUUCCUCCACUGCUUCAAAAUAACCAACCAAAGACGAUGACCUUAAGGUCACGAGACAGCUAAAAGACUUGAUCCCAUCUGUGUGUAGCAGAGAAACUAUUAGAUCCUCUGGUUUCAUAAGCUUGUUUUCUCUUAUUGUGGCCACUUUUUUAUACUUCAUAGGAUUUGUUGCUUCUCGACAAAAAAAGCUAUUCAUUUUAAAAUGUUUAAAAGCACUUUCUUUCUUUCUUUCUUUAGAUGAAGUGUGAGGACAGCUCACACCUGACUUAUAGAAGAGAGUCUACCUCAAAAACUCCUCUUAGGAUCAAAAAUAUUAGUUUAAAACUAUUUGUUGUCAAUUUUGUGGGGUUUUUUUUAGCCUAUGUUUACACAUUGCUCACAUGCAGACAGGUUUACCAUUUCAUGCAAUUUUGUAGGUUUUUAUAUAAAAUAAAUGCUUCUGUAUGUGCUGUUGAAAUAAAAAAAAACUCGUAAAUAAAACUGUGAAUGUUAUUUUCUGGAUUAAAAUGUGACAUUUGACUGAAGUUUUUUUGGCGGUGGACUUUCUUUGACAAGCCUGGCUGCUUGUCAUCUAGUAAAACAAGACGCGAUUUAUUUAUAUCAUAAACAGUCGAUAAACAGACUGACUGGGGUAUACGGGUUUCCCUUUUUAUCGCCACA